AUGGCUAAAGCAGUAGCUGGAAUGGUGAAUGUCUUGGAGUCAUACAGAGGGAGAGACAGACUGAUGCGAACAUUGUGCUACAGCUGCCAGUUACUUGGUGGUGUCAUUACACAGACGCGUGGAGAUAAACAGCAGUAUGGAAAAAGCUUUCUCAUUAUAGCUUCACAACUAAGCCACUGUCGGACUGUACUGAGGCUGUUUGAUGACCUAUCUAUGCUUGCAUACUCUCUUCAAUAUGGCCUAGGAAAAAAAGAGGAGGACCGUCUUAUCCGAUGGAUAUCUGUCAUUGGUAACAUAUUUGAUCAGCUCUACUAUCCAUGUGAGCAUGUGGCCUGGGCUGCUGACGCUGGGGUGAUUCAAACCAAAUCUGAUAUUUGGUGGACUGCGAGCACUGCUCUUUGGGGUCUUUCACUUUUAGUAGGAAUAAUAAGGUCUUUAAGAAUUUUACUGAAACUGAGAAGAACUAAAGGAAAACAUUCUGAGAGUGGUAUGCCAAAAAGCCGGGGUGAAAUCAAAUUUCAGACAAGGUCAGAAAUGUUGUGCAUUGUCAGCUGCCUCUCCGAUCUGACUAAUGCCAUCCACUGGAUGCCACCUGGUUUUCUGUGGGGUGGUUGCUUUCCUACAUGGUUGGUGGGUCUGAUGGGGACAAUCUCAUCAUUGAUUGGAAUCUACCAGACUGCUGUUGGGGGAAGUGCUGCAGGUGUAUGA
Staurois parvus is the source of this 708-nucleotide messenger RNA. The record is from the annotation of a GenBank genome assembly. NCBI's taxonomy places the organism in Eukaryota, Metazoa, Chordata, Amphibia, Anura, Ranidae.